GGGAACCUUUCUUGCGCUUGUUGUGGUGGAGGACGGUUUCCAGUGGUGUGCACAGUGAACUUUCACCCCUCGCACUGGGUUUAUUGUUUUGAUUUAGCGGGUUGUCUUUUUAUUUCUCAUGAUCUGCGACGAAUGGACUCAGACUGAGACACACACACUCGCUCCUGCUGAGGCAAACAUGCGGCGUGGAUGAAGAGCGUGUGGACCCGGUGUGUGUGGACAAAGAUGAGUCGUUAGCUGUGCGGCUACGUAGCUUUGGUAACAACAUGACGAUGAGGAGCAGCGGUGUGUAGGAGCGACAGACACAUCGGAUCCUGCUCGCCAGUCACAUAUUUACCGUGUCUUUUGUGUCUGGAUAUUUGUGCACACAAAGCGCCUUUUGUUUUUCAAACAAACUAAGAAAAAACUGCGUAAAUCUAACAUCUCCGAAGAGUAUUUGCAGACGUCGGCUGGACGUUUGCGUCACUUUCUUUCAAUGGGGGAGGAAAAACCAGACACGCUGGACUUUGUGAAGGAUUUCCAGGAGUAUCUGAGCCAGCAGACUCAACAUGUCAACAUGAUAUCAGGCUCUGUCAGCGGCGUCAAGGAGGCGGAUGAGCUGCCACCAGACUGCAGUCAGAAUGGACUGGAUCACCCCUCAGUGGACAUGUCCCUGGAGGACAGCUCAGGGAUCCUGGUCGAUGGUUUCGAGAGAACCUAUGACGGGAAGCUCAAGUGCCGCUACUGCAACUAUGCCACCAGAGGCACGGCAAGACUCAUCGAGCACAUCCGAAUUCACACAGGAGAGAAACCUCACCGCUGCCACCUGUGCCCGUUCGCUUCGGCCUACGAGCGCCACCUGGAGGCGCACAUGCGCUCGCACACAGGCGAGAAGCCCUACAAGUGUGAGCUGUGCUCCUUCCGCUGCAGCGACCGUAGCAACUUGUCGCACCAUCGCCGUCGACGCCACAAACUUCUACCAAUGAAAGGCACUCGCUCGCUUUCCCACAAGAAGAUGCUGAGUGUUUUACAGAAGAAGGCCAGCUCACUUGGCUAUGGCCGUCGACUCCUCAUCAACUUCAGCCCCCCGUCUAUGGUGGUGCACAAGGCUGACAAUGUGAGUGACUUCUCCCAUGAGCUGCCCCACUUGCGUCAGGAGACCUACGAUAAUCAGAGUAGAGCAGCUGAGGACGGGCACUCCACAAAUCAAAAUCACCAUCACCAUGACAUGGUUAUGGAUAACCCCCUGAACCAGCUGUCUACCCUGGCGGGCCAGUUGGCCAGCCUCCCUUCAGAGUCUCAGGCCCAGACUCAACCUCCCAUGUCUCCAGGUGCAGAGUCUAUUGUCGAUGAGAAGCCCUUCCUCAUCCAGCAACCCCACCCUGCCACAGCUCCCGUGGCUGUCGCAGCCAGCAUGGUCCAUGCUUCGUCCUCUUCUCCAAUCACCCCAGAGCCCCGGGCUCCUCCACACAGCAAUUGCAGCCCCGGAGGGGGACCCUGCAGCGAGCACAGUGGGCGCACCAGUACCCCUAGUAUCUCCAACAGCCAACCCAGUACGCCGGCCCCAGGCCUGUCCGCCCCGCUCCAGGACCCCCACAUGUUGCAUCACUGCCAGCACUGUGACAUCUACUUCCCCGACAACAUCCUUUACACCAUCCACAUGGGCUGCCAUGGCUACGAGAACCCAUUCCAGUGCAACAUCUGCGGCCACAAGUGCAAGAGCAAGUAUGACUUUGCCUGUCACUUUGCCCGCGGUCAGCACAAAUAAUGGAUGAAGAGGAAAUCUCGGAAAUAACUUUUAACGGACAGCUUUGUUCCAUUAAUUUCAUAGUAAUUUUAUUUAUUGGUCUUUUACUUGGCCUUGAUGUAGCCUAGCCUUUGAAAGUUGUACUUAUACAGGAAAAUGUCGACAUUCAGAUGGUUUCAUUUUUGUAUGAUGGCCAUUCAAGUGUAUUAUAAAAGGAUGAUCAGUGUUUUCAACAAGUUGAGAAUUUAUUUGUGAUGGUGGCGUCAAACAACUUUCCUACCUAUAGCCACACUAAUAACCCCUGUUUAUGGAUGUCGUAGCUUACCAAAUUCACAACAUUCCUUGAAUUUAUUUCUUAUUAUUAAAUUUUUUUUUUUGGCCUUCAUGCCUUUAAUGACAGGACAGCUGAAGAUAGACAGGAAGCAGGGGGCAUGACACGCAGUAAAGGGCCGUCCGAUGCGGGAUUCGAACCGGGGCCAGCUGCAGCGAGGACUGUAGCCUCUACACAUGGGGCGGCCGCACAGCCCACUACGCUACCGACCGCCCCUAGUUUGUCUUUUUUGAUAUUCAUAGCUCAGAAAAGUAACGCUGUUCCUAUGUUAGAGCUUUCCUCUAAGUACAUGAACAGAUAGGGACCAUUUAUACAGGUUGCAUGGCCUCAUCUCAGACUGAAGUGAAUGAAAAACAAUGUAACAAAGAAUUUAUUCAGCAAUCUAAAAACAACUUAUGAAUAAAUAAAAUGAUAACAUGCAUACUACGGGCAGAAGAAAACAAAAUGUAUGCAGAUGUUUUUAUUGAAGCCUGCUUGUAAACCUGAGCGUGUCACCCAAAUAAAUUCUCAACACUCCUGAAGCUGUAUCUGCAGAUCACUCUGAUGACAGGAGUUAAACUGUUGACCUAAAGAGAUCUUACUUAAGCCUUGUUGAAAUUAUUUCAGUGCUUGGUGCAUUACUACUGUUUCUUUGCAGUGCCUGACAUAGUCACUUUCUUGUGUGUGUGUCUAAGAUAGAGAGGACUGUUAUUUUAAAAUUUAAUGGAUAUUAUUAUAAUAUCCUCUUCUUACUGUUAUGGAUAAGCCCAGGACCUUAGGGGGGAAAAAUAGUUGGGCCGUCAUAGUUUUCUAUGGUAGCAAUGACUUUUUCUUUGCCAAAAUUCUGCUCCAUGAAUGCUGCUAAGAAACUUUGGGAUCAAAACUAUAUGGAUGGCAUCCACAGUUAAAGAAAUACUGGCCAAACAUUGUAUCUGGUUUUUGGUCAGGCGGUUGUUUUAAAAAUAGAUUUUGUAAAAGUUGUGUUGUUUUGAAGUCUUUCCACACAGUGCCCUUCUUUGACCAGCGUUAUGGUAACGUCACUCAUUUUGUUAAAAGGGUUUUUCCAUCCUAUCCUUUUGAUUACAUCAAAUCACAUUCUCAUGUUUUGAUAUUGUAUGAAGUCACUUUGAUAUCCAGUGUCUCCGUGUUUAGGACAAAAUCACCAGUCUUGUGUCUCAUGUAAACACAUUUUUCAGAAUUGCCACGUAGCGCUGGGAAUGCCACGUUUUAGCCUUUCUGAUGACAAAUGCUGAUGAUGAUUCCUGAUUUAUCAUAUGGAUCCCAGUGCUUUACUGAAUAUUUACUGAGUAUUGUAUUCUGAGUGGUUGGAUAGAUGUUCAGUGUCAAAAAAAAAAAAAAGCAAAAUAAUGUUGCAGUAAGACUGCUACUUUAGCAAGAUUGUUCUUUGUCUUGGGUACUGUUGUCUGUUGCGUAGCAACAUACGUGGAGAACAUAGUUACUGUUUUUAGGACCACCUCCUUGUCACCAUGUUUACCAGUAAUAGGAGCAUCCAGUAAUGACUGCCUUAUGUUCUCUCAGUGUGUCGUAGGUUCAUAGGUAACGGUGAAUGUUGAAGCCUUUUGGCCGAUCACUCUCUCCCUCUGGGACGGCAAAUCAUUUUAUUGUGACAUGAAUUAAUCUAACUAAUUUAUAAGUAAAGUGUUUUCUAACUGAGCA
Messenger RNA from Larimichthys crocea (large yellow croaker), 3713 nucleotides. It is a transcript of the gene ikzf5, whose product is annotated as IKAROS family zinc finger 5. The transcript has 4 exons. Gene Ontology annotation, molecular function: DNA-binding transcription factor activity; RNA polymerase II cis-regulatory region sequence-specific DNA binding. Gene Ontology annotation, biological process: regulation of transcription by RNA polymerase II. NCBI's taxonomy places the organism in Eukaryota, Metazoa, Chordata, Actinopteri, Sciaenidae. Bases 476 to 1747 code for a protein of 423 amino acids. The record is from RefSeq and is a predicted model, not a curated record.